GUGUUUUCUCUCUGGGACAGGAGGACGUUCCAGGUGUUCAGUGUGAAUUCCCUGCGCCUCACCUGGGAUCCACUCUGUCUGAAGAGCCCCAGAGGGUGAUGUUUAGAAGCCAGAAACUGGAAUCUGGGUGUGCUCAUUGAUGUUGAGGUGGCAUUGCCUCCAGGAUCAUGCGGAGGAGAGACCUGGGAGACGGAGUUGUUUAGUGGUGUGACUUCAUGUCCAGUAGCUCCAAAGGUCUUCAGGUAAUACAAGAUAGAAGAGAGGUCUCGACAUAAGCCCUGGAAAGAAGAAAGGAUUGGCCUGCAUUUACUUCUGAAACCAGACACGGAUGAUACCAAGGUCGUCUGCUAGCUGGCCCCCUGGAGUCGUGUGCAGCGGCCUCUUCGUGCUCACAUGGUCAGCGCCAAGUUGUUUCGGCAUGAUGAAACAACUUCCUGGGCCCACCUGUGCAAGCCGGGUGCUCCCAACAUGCCAAAGGGAUUCCCCCUGCUACAUCCUCGAACCUGUAGUGGGCUUGUGCCUGCAGACGGUCUGCGGAGUUUAUGAUCGGAUGCCGGGCAGCCCACUGGUCCAAAGGUCUCCACAUGACGUCACCAUAACGAGGGUGGCUCCCGCUUUGUAAAGACCUCAUCGCCGCGAGGUGAGGCUAAGAUGAGCAUUACGAGUGACGAGGUGAACUUUCUGGUGUAUCGGUACCUCCAGGAAUCAGGUUUCUCCCACUCGGCCUUCACGUUUGGGAUCGAGAGCCACAUCAGCCAGUCCAACAUCAACGGGACACUAGUGCCGCCGGCUGCCCUCAUCUCCAUCCUGCAGAAGGGACUGCAGUAUGUGGAGGCCGAGAUCAGCAUCAACGAGGAUGGCACGGUGUUCGACGGCCGCCCCAUAGAGUCCCUGUCCCUGAUCGACGCCGUGAUGCCCGACGUGGUGCAGACGCGGCAGCAGGCGUUCAGGGAGAAGCUCGCGCAGCAGCAGCAGGCCAACGCCGCCGCUGCAGCCGCCGCCACGGCCACGGCCACCGCCACCACCACCGCAGCCACCCCAGCCCCCGUUUCCCAGCAAAACCCACCAAAGAAUGGAGAGGCCACGGUGAACGGGGAGGAGAACGGCGCGCACGCAAUAAAUAACCAUUCGAAACCAAUGGAAAUAGAUGGGGAUGUUGAAAUUCCACCCAACAAAGCCACAGUCCUUAGGGGCCAUGAGUCCGAGGUGUUCAUUUGCGCCUGGAAUCCUGUCAGCGACCUCCUAGCUUCUGGAUCCGGAGACUCGACCGCCAGGAUAUGGAACCUUAAUGAGAACAGCAACGGGGGCUCCACACAGUUGGUGCUGAGGCACUGUAUUCGGGAAGGGGGACACGACGUCCCAAGCAACAAGGAUGUGACCUCGCUGGACUGGAACAGCGAUGGGACACUAUUGGCUACAGGUUCCUAUGACGGCUUUGCAAGAAUAUGGACGGAAGAUGGUAACCUGGCCAGCACCUUAGGGCAGCACAAAGGCCCCAUCUUUGCCUUGAAGUGGAACAAAAAGGGGAACUAUAUUCUGAGUGCUGGUGUGGACAAAACAACCAUCAUCUGGGACGCCCACACAGGAGAAGCCAAGCAGCAGUUCCCCUUCCACUCAGCCCCCGCUCUGGACGUGGACUGGCAGAACAACACUACCUUUGCCUCCUGUAGCACGGACAUGUGCAUCCAUGUGUGCAGGCUCGGCUGUGACCGCCCAGUCAAAACCUUCCAAGGGCACACAAAUGAGGUCAACGCCAUCAAGUGGGAUCCUUCAGGAAUGCUGCUAGCGUCCUGCUCUGAUGACAUGACAUUAAAGAUCUGGAGUAUGAAGCAAGACACGUGUGUCCAUGAUCUUCAGGCUCACAGCAAAGAGAUCUACACCAUCAAGUGGAGUCCCACGGGACCAGCCACCAGCAACCCAAACUCCAACAUCAUGUUAGCAAGUGCUUCGUUUGAUUCUACGGUCCGACUGUGGGAUGUGGAGCGGGGCGUUUGUAUCCACACACUAACCAAACAUCAGGAACCUGUCUACAGUGUAGCCUUCAGUCCUGAUGGCAAAUACUUGGCCAGUGGCUCCUUUGACAAGUGUGUCCAUAUCUGGAAUACUCAGAGUGGAAGUCUCGUCCACAGCUACCGGGGCACAGGUGGCAUCUUCGAGGUGUGCUGGAACGCUCGAGGAGACAAAGUGGGCGCCAGUGCGUCCGACGGCUCUGUGUGUGUGUUAGACCUGCGGAAGUAAACACAAUGAACGUUGGGAGAGGAGACAGAGAUCGUGACGGAGCAGCCGUGGGUGCGCGGGGUCGCCGCCCUCUCCCCGCGCACCGGCUCCAGCCGUGUUCGAGCUUGACGUGUGCACUUGGAGUGUACCUUGAAACCAACUUGUCCCUGGCCGCGGGAGUCUCUCUCUUUCCCGUCAUCUUCAUCCUGAAGUUGAAUAAGCAAAAGCAGACCGAGAGCCCUGGGGGAGGGUCCCGCCCGGGCCGCCUGAGCCGGGGAAGGAGGAGGUCGGAUGCGAGUGGGCUCUUGGGGCUGAAUGGGCAGGGGGUAGUGAAAGAAGCUGUGCCAAAAAAAAAAAAAAAAUAUGCUGUGAUCAACCCAAAGGUGGGGACCGCCUCCUUAGGGUCCCCGAGUCGGUUUGGACACCACGUUGCUCCCACAAAGGCUGCUCGGAGACCGUUUGGACUGAUGGAGCGCGCGGCUUUGUCCUCCCAGCCCCAUUUUCUAGAACCUGGUUUGUUGGGUGGCUUUUGUGUCCACUGGAAUUCCGUGCUCCGGGGCCUUCCACGCGAGGUGGAACCUGCCUGCGGUGCGUUGCUUCUUUCCCCCUUGGUCAUGUCCUUGCCCCUGCGCCAUUCGCUUUGGUCCCCUCUCCCUCCCUUUUCAUGCCCCACCCCCCCAACACACACACACACACACACACACACACACACACACACACACAGACACACGCGGCCAGGGACAGGGUGACGUGAUGAGGAAAGCCCUGAUGGACAGCUCUCUCCCCACCCGUCCACUGCCCCUCUCCCCUCUGUCACCCAUAGCUGCUCCACGUCUUGGGUCUCAAGGGCACUUUUGGCGCAUAAAUAAGUGCUUUAUGUAAGAAGGCAGGGAGGGGGACUUUUUACAGGAGAAAAAAAAAAAACGACUUAUAAGAGAAAGAGCCUGGAGUAUUUUUGGAAAAAAAAAAAAAUAUUUUUAUGUUUAAACGAUUUUAAAAUCCUAAAAUGGCCAUCAGACAGAGAGCUUUGUGAUUCAUAUUUAAAAAGGAAAAAAAAAAGGUCAGACGUCACUGGCAGCCCGAGGUGUCUCGCCCCUUUUCCGUCAGCUGCGUGGAAGGCAUUUAGGAAGACCUUGGGUGGAAGAAGGACGGUCCUGCGCAUUAUCAGCUGGUGCAAAAAAAGUGAGGGAGGCUUCCAAACCGACAGCCGGCCUCUGCUGUCACCUACGCCUUUUCCCCAGAAAUAUAGCUCCAGUGUUCACCUCACCAAGAGCACACACUGGGAAAGUACUUGCCAAGUAGACCUGAAGGCUCCCCAGAGCGCACCUCGGUCUAGAGAAGACGCAAAAUAUCACGGAAGAAAGACUGUCAUUCCCGAAGGUGAAUCAUUACCUAGGUAGGAUGUUACUAACCACUUCUACCGCCUUUAUCCUUUCUUUCACAAGAGACUAGAAAAAGGGUAGGGACUUUUUGUUGCUUUUGUUUUAAAAUGGGUCUUUACUAUUUUUUAAAAAAAAAUUAAACAAGUUUUUGUGUUCCUAGCAAGGUUUGCUGUCGUGGGAUCAGGUGACUGUAGUGCCCUCCUCACAACUUAACACUGAUUUUAAAUUAGCAAGGCGGGAACAGAUGGAAAGACGGGGCCUCUCCCCUCUGAUUUUCCUGUGGGCAUAGGAAAGGGCAGGAAAUGUUGGUGAGGCUAUGGAGAAGCCUAGGGGGCUGAUUUCACUCAGCUGUGUGUUCCUGUAGCUGAAGCAGGGUGUAACUCGGACGGAUGCAUCUCUCCAUGGAGCCCAAAGUCACCCAUCAUGAAGAGCAGGGGCUUCCUGCACGAUUGAGCGUGCUCAGAGGCCAUCUGCAGAUACCAGAGUGCAUUAAUCCUCCUCAGACCGCCUCCACUUUGGUAGGUGAAUUUUGCAAGCCCAGAAAGACCAAGAGGUGCUCGUGUUAUUGAGUGUUGUGUUCCAGCUGUGGCACCUAAAUACUCGGCAAAGAAAGCCAAAGUUGCAUGGGUCACCAUUGAACAGAGCAGGUGUCCCCCAAUAAGUUGAUAAUCUCCUGCCCUGAAGAUGCAUUAGGUUUGGGGUGCAGAUUUUGGGGAUCCAGAUAAGCACCAUCUUUACUGUUCCCCAAGUAAAAAUGUUUCUCUCUACAGAAUACCAGCUGUCCAAAGUUAGCCCAUUGCUGGGAUAUGGCUCCUUAGACAAGCCCUCUACUGCCAUGGGCUAUGUCAGGGACUCACUAGACAAUCUGCACAUGGAUGUCGGUAGCCAGGGUCUCAUUAGCCCCUCGAUGAAUCUGAGCCUCAUCAGAAUUGUUAGGUGGGAGCUGAGGGCUGCAGGCUCGUGACAAGUUCCUGCACAGGAGGGAGCCCGAGAAGGACGAAGCAGCCUGCCCACCUUCCUGCUUCACAACUAGCCACUGGACUCGAGUGAGCAUGGGCCACCAGGGGACUAGACGGGGGCAUGCAUCUUGGGCCCCUGAAGUCCAUCCCCCACCCACAGAACACCAUGGUCGACAGCAAUUUGUGGAACCUCCCUGUCUACAGACCAUUGUUCACCCUCCUGCCAGAGCGCCAUUAGAUUCAUCCUUGUAGUCAAGGGGUGGCCCGUGUAUCAUGCAAUUACUGUUCUACGUUGUUUACAGCUCUUAAUAAUUGUGAGGAAUGCUUAAGUCUUAGUGACCAAAUCUAACCUUGAAAGCAGACAUGAUGCGGUAAUCCUCUUUGGAAUCUUUGGUGGGGUUCAAAUUGACCAAGAGCCAUGUCCAGCAUCUACCUGGGAGGCGAGAGCUGCCCCACGGGGGCCUGGAAGGGCCAGAUGGACGUUGCAGGGUUUGACGCUCUGACUCCACUCCACACCGUAGGACUUGACUUUUUGUUCUUUCUAAAAAUAGAUCAUGGAGCCAAGUGAAGUGCACUUUGUCCAACGUAAAGAUCUGCUUUUUUCCUUGUUAUUUUUCUCCCUUUUUUAACCUCUUGUUCCUGCUCUCUCUUUCAUCAUUGUGUUUCUUGUCAAAUGCAGAAAUGUUUCUUCCACCACUCACUGAAGUUUUAGAUUCUGGCUUCUGCAGUUUUUAUUGUCUGUGUCAGACGUACAGCCAGACGUGGUUCUCCGUCAGCAUUUUCCAGAUUCUGUUAAACAAUAUCUGUCCCCCAUUUUCUCUACUCCCCGCCACUCACUCCUCACGCUCUUGGGAAAGAAAAAAAAAAAUCACCUUGUGUGUCAUAGCUCAUUUGUUUCAAGAGAGAAUUGACAGAUCAUAUUCAGUGUCUUGAAUAAAUUGCUCUAUUUUGAUAUUAGA
Molecule: messenger RNA, 5517 nt
Organism: Marmota monax (woodchuck)
Lineage: Eukaryota; Metazoa; Chordata; Mammalia; Rodentia; Sciuridae
Gene: Tbl1x
Product: transducin beta like 1 X-linked
Exons: 18
Coding region: 652-2238 (528 amino acids)
Biological process (GO): regulation of transcription by RNA polymerase II
Cellular component (GO): histone deacetylase complex
Molecular function (GO): transcription corepressor activity; protein binding
Source: RefSeq, a predicted model, not a curated record